Molecule: messenger RNA, 1066 nt
Organism: Cuscuta epithymum
Lineage: Eukaryota; Viridiplantae; Streptophyta; Magnoliopsida; Solanales; Convolvulaceae
Source: the annotation of a GenBank genome assembly
UUUUAAAGAAACCGAGGCCCUCAUUGCAAAAUUUGAUGUUCUGCGUAUCAUUUGUUCUUCUCCCCUAGAAAUAGACCGAGGUCUUGUCUGCAAAAGCUUGGUCUGAAACUCUAAAUUCAUUGUUGAUGGAUCAGAAUAUCUCACCACUGGACUUUCCCGUUCACCACAAGCAGUUCUCUCUUGACAUCCAGGUUUUUUUCCUAUGCUUUCGCAUUGUUUUUUUUUGUUCUUUUCAUUUUUAUGUUUUUCCACUGUAUCCCCCACGAUGAUAUUGAAGCUGGAAAGACAUACGUGUCUAGAAGCUAAACACAGCUCAUCCUGUUUCUGAAAUGUCUGAGCAAAUACUCAAUUUUAGUCCAUUUUAUGUGUGAUAAAAACUAUGCGCGCCAAGUGUUUGAUGUAUUGUGUCGCAUUGUUCUCUUGUAUCGCCCCAGUAGAAAUUCAUAUAGCCGCGGCCCAACAGUUUCUUUUCUUCUCAAAUUUGAUUUCUUUUUAUUUGUCUACUCAGGGGAAUAAAACAGAUAUCAUCAUAUGUAGUUACGAAGACCAUUUUCUUGUCAUUGCAACUCAAAUAGGAAGCAUGGGGACCAUACUGCAUGCCCGGAAGGAGGAAGGGAUGACGACGGAACCAAACUUUAGUGUGUCUGUUGUGCUGGGAAAACGUGAUGAGGUAUUGCUAUUAGCUUGUGCUAGACAGAUUAUUGAACAUAUAAGUUCAUCAGGAUCUUCUAGGUCUUUGGUUCUCUCACUUGGCUUGAAAGAUCAUUCUAUGAGCACUCUGAAGAGCAUUGUUUCCACUGUGAAGGAAAGCCGUGUUUGGUAAUCUCACAUGUGGUUUAUUCACUUAGUUUCUUAAAAUCUUGACAAGGCUGUAUCUGUAGACAAAUUUCAUCACAUUAUGAAAUGUUUACAUUGCAUCAUUCAAUAGUCAAUACAAACAUUUAUGUUGUUAUGUGAUGUUCUAUAAACACUAUAUAUUGCUUCCUCCAUCCCUACCAAACUAAAAAUGGGUUCGCGCACUUUUGUCCGCUCAAAUAAAAUCACGUUUAAUCCCCAAAGGUGUUAC